AUGGUCGAUUCGGGAGCGUGGUGCAACGUCAUUGACCGGGAACUCUGGGAAGAUUUAAAAAACCAGAAAUUGAAAUGUAAAUCAUAUUUAACAACAAAGAGAGUUUAUGCAUAUGGUAGUGCAACACCGCUUACAGUUGCGCGUGGAUUUUUAACGCAAGUGUCGGUUGGGAACAAAUGCGUGGAUACAGAGUUUGUUGUUGUUGAGGAGCAUGGACAAGCCUUGCUAGGUAGACAGACUUCAAUUGACUUGGGAAUGUUGGUAAUAAAUAACCCUAGUAGUGUAAACAGUGUAAACGUGAGCAUUGAUAAGUCGUCCAUACAAACUAAAUUUCCAAAGUGUUUUGAUGGAUUGGGAAAACUAAAGGAUUAUCAAUUACACAUUGAUAUUGAUAAACAUAUUCAACCAGUUGUGCAAGGAUUACGACGUGUUCCGUAUAACUUACGUCAAAAACUUGAGAAGAAGAUCGAAGAAUUACUUUCCAUGGACAUUAUUGAAAAGGUGGAAGGUACAAGUAAAUGGGUGAGCCCUUUUGUGGUUGUACCAAAACCAAACGGAGAUGUAAGAUUGUGUGUGGACAUGAGACGAGCACACGAAGCAGUGAUAACGGAAAGAUACCCAAUUCCUACAACAGAGGAAAUUCUUCGGGGCUUAAAUAAGUCAACAGUGUUUUCAAAGCUGGACAUCUUCAUGGUGUACCAUCAAAUGGAGUUAGAUGAUUCGUCCAGAGAGAUAACUACAUUCAUGACACACAAAGGCAUGUACAGAUAUAAGAGACUGCUAUUUGGAAUAAGUUGUGCACCGGAAAUGUACGAUAAGGUGAUGGCACAGGUUCUGAGUGGACUCGAUGGUGUGAGCAACAUAUUUGAUGAUAUUGUAGUUCAUGGACAAAUGGAAGCAGAACAUAAUGUCCGUUUAGAAGCUUUGCUGAAGAGAUUGCAAGAUAAGGGUCUUACACUCAACUUUGAUAAAAUGAAAAUUAUCUAA
Messenger RNA from Dreissena polymorpha, 987 nucleotides. RefSeq lists its product as uncharacterized. The transcript has a single exon. The record is from RefSeq and is a predicted model, not a curated record. The coding region runs from base 1 to 987 and encodes 328 amino acids. NCBI's taxonomy places the organism in Eukaryota, Metazoa, Mollusca, Bivalvia, Myida, Dreissenidae.